ACAGAAAAGCUUUUACAUCUUGUUUCUUUACUUUUGUGGUUGAGAUCACAUGGAGUCCGGUUCAGGCGAGGGUACAGGCGGGUUCUCGGCCAUGGACGACUAUGAAACCUUGAUUUCCACGACAGAUGCAGAUCUCCUCAAGCGUUCAUGGCGGAACGAGAAGGCAGCCCCUGAGAUUCUUCAAUUUGAGUCUUCUUUAGUUCAGAGGUCCAGAGAACAAAUUCAAUUGAUGGAAGAAACUGUGGAGGAGUUCAUGAAGAAUGGUGAAGACCCACUUACUGUUUCUCUUUAUCAGAUGGAUAUUGAUAGGACUUUGUUUUUGUUAAGAUCAUAUCUAAGGACUCGUCUUCAGAAGAUUGAGAAAUUCAUGUUCCACAUCCAAAAAACUGCUGAUCUUUGGGCUAGGCUGUCUAGAGAAGAACAGAAGUUUGCCAAGAGGUCCAUUGAAGACAUGAAACAACAUUUAGAGCAAUCUGUUUCGAAUAAAUUGCCCGAUCGUUACAAGUCCCAUUUGAAGCAAUCUGUUAUAAGUGAAGAGGAUGACAUGGUCAUGGAACCAAAAUUAGAUGCAUUCGUCAUCUGUAGAACCAGAAAAUUUUUAGGAUCUCUCCCAGUCGAUGACAGUGGAGAAGAAAACCCAUUGGACAUGUAUGCAGGGGACAUAUAUGCACUGCGUUACAAGUCAAUAAAACCACUAAUUGAAACUGGCCAACUUGAUCUGGUUUGAUUCUAUUUCUUUUCCCAUUUAUUUGUAUCUCAUGGAUAUUAUCUGUCUGCUUGCUGUAAUAGUAGAAAACAUUAUCAGGGUGUUUAAAACACUAUAAACCGCAAUACAUCUUGCGA
Cynara cardunculus var. scolymus (artichoke) is the source of this 843-nucleotide messenger RNA. Its product is annotated as DNA replication complex GINS protein SLD5. The record is from RefSeq and is a predicted model, not a curated record. The transcript is spliced from 6 exons. Bases 50 to 727 code for a protein of 225 amino acids. Gene Ontology annotation, biological process: double-strand break repair via break-induced replication; DNA-templated DNA replication. Gene Ontology annotation, cellular component: GINS complex. NCBI's taxonomy places the organism in Eukaryota, Viridiplantae, Streptophyta, Magnoliopsida, Asterales, Asteraceae.